Lytechinus variegatus (green sea urchin) is the source of this 3246-nucleotide messenger RNA. RefSeq names its product importin-7-like. Gene Ontology annotation, cellular component: nuclear envelope; cytosol. Gene Ontology annotation, molecular function: small GTPase binding. The transcript is spliced from 25 exons. The record is from RefSeq and is a predicted model, not a curated record. NCBI's taxonomy places the organism in Eukaryota, Metazoa, Echinodermata, Echinoidea, Temnopleuroida, Toxopneustidae. Gene Ontology annotation, biological process: protein import into nucleus.
AAAUUCGUUAAUUUGAGAUCCCGCGCGCCAAGGCUCUGUGAAUGAGUCCGAUACUACCCAAAAUCGGGUUCUUUUCUUCGAUUUUCAUCUUUACAUCAAUAACAUCACGAAAAUAAUGGACCCACAGAAGCUAGUUGAGAUCCUACAAGGGACUAUUCAUCCGGAAUUGAGAGAAACUGCGGAGAAACAACUUGAUGAAGUUCAUAAAAUCAUCGGAUUCACUCCUACAUUGCUGCAUACAGUGAUGGAUGAGAAUCACCCCUUCCUCGUCCGCCAGGCCGGCGUCAUCUAUCUCAAGAACAUGGUAACCCAGUUCUGGCAACAGAGGGAGGUCGAGACUCCUCUUGAACCGAUCCCGUUCAGCAUCCACGAGAACGACAAGAAUCUCAUCCGGGACAACAUCAUCAAAGCCAUCAUCUCUCUCCCAGAACUCCUAAGAGUUCAGCUAUGUGUGUGUCUGAGCACAAUGUUGAAACAGGAUUACCCUGGAAAGUGGGAAGGAGUUGUACCAUCCAUUGUGGGAUACAUAAGCUCUGAUGACACCUCCGUUUGGUUUGGAGGAUUCCUGGCAGUCUAUCAACUAGUCAAGAAUUACGAAUUCAAGCAACCUGAGGACCGAGGUCCAUUGAAGGAUGCGAUGAAGUUACUCUUACCCUGGAUGUCACAGCGAUGCGCCCAGUGUUUACCGGACGCAUCGGAACCCUCGGUGCUUCUCCAGAAACUCAUCCUCAAAAUCUUCUAUGCUCUUAUCCAGUACAAUCUACCACAAGAUGUAGUCACCAGGGAAGUCUUCUCCCAGUGGAUGGAUAUCAUCACCGCCAUCUUGGAACACCCAAUACCAGCAAGCACAUUAGAGGUUGAUGUAGAUGAUAGACCAGAGUUACCUUGGUGGAAAGCAAAGAAAUGGUCCCUUCAUAUACUCUCCAGAGUCUUUGAAAGGUAUGGAAGUCCGGGUAAUGUUACUAAGGAAUAUGUCAAGUUCUCGGACUGGUAUCUUAAAAAAUUCACAGUUAGCGUCUUGACCAAUGUGCUGCGCAUACUGGAGCAAUACAGACUGAAGAACUAUGUAGCUCCUCGAGUCAUGCAGCUAGCUCUCAACUAUCUCAACACAGCUGUCAGUCACGGUCACUCUUGGAAGAUUAUCAAACCUCAUAUUGAUACGAUGAUCCAAGAUGUGUUAUUUCCAUUGAUGUGUUACACCGAUGAAGAUGAUGAACUCUGGAGAGAUGACCCCUAUGAAUAUAUCAGACUGAAGUUUGAUGUCUUUGAAGACUUCAUAUCUCCUGUGACUGCCGCUCAGACGGUCCUCCACUCUAGCGCAAGCAAAAGGAAAGAGGUUCUCUCGAAGACCAUGGGCUUCUGUAUACAAGUCAUCACUGAACCCAAUGUAGACCCUCGCAAGAAAGAUGGCGCCCUUCAUAUGAUUGGAACGCUUGCUGAAAUCCUCCUCAAGAAAAAGAUCUACAAGGACCAAAUGGAGCAGAUGCUGGUGUCCCACAUUUUCCCAGAAUUCUCGAGUCCUCAUGGCUACAUGAGAGCCAGGGCCAACUGGGUGGUGCACUCUUUCAGCGAGGUGAAAUUCCGCUCCGAAGCGAACCUGAUGCAAGCCUUAGAGUUGACGAGAAAGUGUCUGAUCAGCGAUACGGACAUGCCUGUUAGGGUUGAAGCUGCCUUUGCCCUUCAGAUGUUGAUCACCAGUCAUGACAAAGGAAAAGAACUCAUGGAACCGCACGUCAAGGAAGUCAUCACAGCUCUUCUUGUUGUGAUACGAGAAACAGAGAACGAUGACUUGACCAAUGUAAUGCAGAAGCUCAUAUGCACCUACGGUGACGAGAUUAUACCCAUCGCUGUUGACAUCACAACCCACUUGGCUGAUACCUUUUCAAAUGUAAUAAAUAGUGAUGAUGCCUCUGAUGACAAGGCUAUAACAGCUAUGGGAAUACUCAACACGAUAGAGACUAUUCUCAAUGUGGUCGAAGACAAAGAGGAGAUUGUUUUGGAGCUUGAGAAGAAGAUUCUACAGGUUGUCGGUGUUGUGCUUAGGAACCAUGUAAUAGAUUUCUACGAGGAAGUGUUUUCGUUGAUCUUCAGUAUGACAUGUACCCACGUCUCUCCACCCCUUUGGGAAGUCUUCUAUUACCUCUUUGAGACCUUUGCUGCUGAUGGAUUUGAUUUCUUUGUUGAAAUGAUGCCAGCUCUUCAUAAUUACGUCACCACCGACCCUACUGCCUUUGUUAGUCAGCCUAGACAUCUUCAAAUCAUCUAUGAGAUGUGUAAAAAGGUACUAACUGAGGAAACAGAUGAAGAUGCUCAAAGCCAUGCUGCCAAACUUCUUGAGGUCGUCCUUAUCCAAUACAAGGGACAGAUAGAUGAUGUGGUGCCACUUUUUGUUGAGCUUGCCCUAGCCAGGCUGACGAGGGAGGUGAAGACGACUGAACUCAGGCAGAUGUGCCUUCAGGUUGUAAUAUCAGCACUCUACUACAGCCCUCUCAAACUCUUAGAACUCUUAGACAAGGUUAGGAUACCAAACACCAAUGAGGCAGUUACUGUACAGUUCAUCAAGCAAUGGCUCAAAGACACAGAUUGCUUCUUAGGGCUUCAUGAUCGUAAGAUGUGUGUCCUUGGUAUGUGCAUGCUGCUAUCGCUACCAAACAGACCAGCUGUCGUCAAUGAAAUGGCCAACGAGUUCUUACCAUCUCUUCUUCUCCUCUUCAAAGGCCUCAAGCGAGCAUAUCAAUGUCGGGCUGAAGCGGAGGAGGACGAUUCGGAUGAAGAGGAGGAUGAUAGUGAUUUUGAAGAAGAUGAGCUGGACAGUGACGAAGAUGAGAUUGAUGAAGAUGGUGCCGAAUAUCUGGAGAGAUUAGAGAAAGCGGCUGCUGAUAGAAACGAUGAUGAUGAUGAUUAGGUAUAUGAAGAGACUGCUUUAGAGGGAUACAACACAAUUCUAGAUGAUGACGAAGAUGCUGAUGAUGAGUACAUCGUCUUCAAGAACAUCAUGAAAACUAUCCAGGCGACAGAUAACGGUUGGUACAACGCCCUCACGAGUCAGUUGACACCGGAGCAACAGCAGGAGCUUCAAGAAAUAGUUGUUUUAGCCGACCAAAGAGCUGCAGCAGCAGAAUCCAAGAAGAUCGAGCAGGCCGGUGGUUACAAGUUUGAGACCACUACAGUUCCUACUUCUUUCAACUUCGGAAACGGAGGAUCAUGAGUGUCUGACUUCAAGACUAGCACUACAUGUACAUCCAU